Molecule: messenger RNA, 165 nt
Organism: Stereum hirsutum FP-91666 SS1
Lineage: Eukaryota; Fungi; Basidiomycota; Agaricomycetes; Russulales; Stereaceae
Exons: 1
Source: RefSeq, a predicted model, not a curated record
GUCAUGCAGGUCUUGCACAACGACUUUGAGAACGUUGUCGCAUACGUCAGCCGUCGUAUCAACAAGCGUAUCUCCCUCGCCUGCUGCAACGGCGAAGUCGCGCCCUUCGUCAGCCACAACGCUUUUCUCUGCUGGCAAGCCAUCCAAAACGCAUUCUUCAUUGAC